AUGAGGGUGAGGGCAAGGAGGAGCAUGGAGUGGCGUCCUGCUAUUGUGGAGGGACGAAGGAUCCCAUUUGUUUUCGUAUUGUACUUGGCACUGCAAGCAAGGCUUAGCUUCCUCAAGAUCUCACACGCCCCCUCUUCUAUCAUAAUUUCAUAUUACGGAUGCCUUUGGCUUGUCACCCUGCUCAAUCUUGCUUGGUGCUUUCUCCAGGCAUGGGAGUGUACUGGGAAAGAGCUGGCAAGGAACUUGUUAUCCUUGUUUACUACUUCCGCAAUGCUGUUUUUGGAAGUAAAUGGUGGCUUGGAAGCAAUGACACGAAAUUUAAGUAUCUCAGGGCUCAUUGUUGGUUUGGAUAUAUUAUUAGAGGCCCUGUAUAUAUUUUGAUUUGGAAUCGUAUUAUUCGUCGACAGCAAUGAGAACACUCAUCAUGUGAAGCGCAACUUGUGGGUUGUCCACAAGCUGUUGCUCACUGCCGUUUGUGGCUUCAUAUUGUUCAUGUACCAUUCCAGGUGUAGAGAAAGGUUACCUGGUAAGUUAAUUGCUGGGAUUGUUACAUUAUGUCUAUUCUUAGUUUAUGAUUGUUAAGUGAAGACCCUUCAAUUAUUUUUAUAUUAUUUCUCUCUGUUACAGUUGUCUGUUAUCACUUACCGUGCCUUUUAUCUUCCUCUUUUGCAUUUAACAUUUCUGCCAGAAUUUUUAUAGGAGGAAAAUUUUCACUUGGAAAAUGUCUGUUAUUCGGAGACGAAAGAUGCUGGUUUAUUCGAAGCUAAUUGGGAGUGA
Molecule: messenger RNA, 777 nt
Organism: Gastrolobium bilobum
Lineage: Eukaryota; Viridiplantae; Streptophyta; Magnoliopsida; Fabales; Fabaceae
Product: protein CANDIDATE G-PROTEIN COUPLED RECEPTOR 2
Biological process (GO): G protein-coupled receptor signaling pathway
Cellular component (GO): plasma membrane
Molecular function (GO): G protein-coupled receptor activity
Source: RefSeq, a predicted model, not a curated record